AUGGCAUCUAUCCCACAGCGACACACUUACUAUGGUGGCGAGGCUGUCGGACUGUCGGAUCUCAGAGGAACGGAAGGUUCAAGACACAGGAGGAGACAUGUCACGUUUGGGCCGUAUAUCUUGGGAUCUACGCUGGGAGAAGGAGAAUUUGGCAGAGUGAAGUUGGGAUGGUCGAAACAUGCUUCCAACUCGCCGAAUGAGGUCCCGAAACAGGUGGCGAUUAAACUUGUGAGGCGUGAUACUAUACCUAAGAACUCGGAGAAAGAAAUCAAGAUCUACAGAGAGAUCAACGCGUUGAAGCAUUUGUCGCAUCCAAACAUUGUCAGGCUGGAAGAAGUUCUACAGAACUCGAAGUAUAUCGGGAUUGUGUUGGAAUACGCAUCGGGCGGAGAAUUUUACAAAUACAUCCAGAAGAAAAGGAGACUGAAGGAGGGGGUAGCGUGUCGGUUGUUUGUGCAAUUGGUUAGCGGUGUGCAUUAUAUGCAUGCCAAGGGACUGGUUCAUCGAGAUUUGAAACUGGAGAACCUCUUGCUCGAUAAGCACGAGAAUCUUGUGAUUACCGAUUUUGGAUUCGUCAACGAAUUCUUUGCCCACAACGAACUAAUGAAGACGUCCUGCGGGUCUCCAUGUUAUGCGGCUCCGGAGCUGGUGGUCAGCUCGAAGCCGUACGAAGCCCGUAAGGCAGAUAUAUGGUCAUGUGGGGUGAUACUUUACGCCAUGCUUGCUGGAUACUUGCCUUGGGAUGACGACCCAAAAAACCCAGACGGCAAUGAUAUCGCCAAAUUAUACCAUUACAUUACUCGCACGCCUCUCAAAUUUCCAGAAUAUGUUACUCCUUUGCCAAGGGACUUGCUGAGGAGAAUCCUAUGUCCAGACCCGAAGAAGAGAAUAUCUAUGAGGAACAUCGAGAAACAUGAAUGGGUCAGGCCGCAUCUGCCCUUCUUAUCAAUAACGCCGGAAGAAUGGGAUAGGACAAUGUUGUCAAACCAAGUCUUCAGACCUCCAAAGAUGAAAUCUCAACACUCAUCGAGGCCGCGUUCGAACUGUUCCACCUCAUCCACGGGAUCCAAGAGCGAUAAGAGAGAUUCAUUGGUUAUCGACUCAGCGUUAGUAAAUCUACCGGCACCACCGCAGGAAUCACAAUCUCAUGUUAUCACCAAGCCUUCGCCUCCGUCACCUGAGCUGCGGCGAUCACCAGUAAGAGGCAUGAAUAGGCAUAGUAGAAGUAAUUCUGCUGCAUCUAUUGCAUUGCAGGCAGUUGUCGAUGCUGAGCGAGAGCAUAACAUGCAACAAGAAGUUUACAUCAGCCUGAGCAAGAAGAACCAUCCGCAUAAGAAUCGAAAUACACCAGCAUUCAUCGUACAAAGAUCAAACACACAUUCGGGGACCUCAGGAAACACCUCGUCAUUAAUGAAUAAAGACAGCACCAUUGUAGAGACCAGUCCAGCUAAAGGUCACACGUCCAAAACCGAGCCAAAGAGCAAUGAAUUGCAUACAUUAGCAACAUCAAUCAACAAAGAUUCUCAGAACAUCAGGUCAAAGACGAACCAUACUGCGAACCAAUAUCAUCAUUUUGCCGCUCACCACAGAAAACCUAGACCAACUUCUUACCACCCUGGAUCAAGCGCUUCGGCGGCUGAAACGUCACUGCCUUACCCAUCCAUGCUGGCAAGUGGGGAAGCGCAAAACCAGCCCGCAGCAGGAUCUUCGUUUGACUCGACUCCAUCACUGCAGAUCGAACCAUCAUCAGUGGCACCUUCGGGCAACCAAUCACCCCGGAUGAUAUCCCGUAAAUCGUUUUCUGCCAGCAAGCCUUCGUUGGACCUUCAAAGCGUUUCGGGAGACUUAAUCAAGUCUCAGAAUGACACAGGAGGCCUGACCAAAGGUAUAAAUGACCAGAUGCAAGAAACCGGGAAUGACGAAGCAAGACAUAGUCGUCGCUACAGCGGAGUUGUUGUCGAGAAGACGUGUAGUACAGUGACUGAGGAAGAGGUGAAUAGUAAAGAUGAUCAUACUGAGAUAUCAAAAAGAACUGUAAUGGAAAAGAAACCUGACAAUAGGAAACGAUUCAGUUUUUUGUCCUUUUAUUCUACUUACGAAACUUCCAAAUCCAGUUUAGACACAAACGAAUCAAAGAUAGCGUCGCCGCCGACCACUACGAGGAAACAAUCGUCGUCAAUUAGACAGACAACGACUAGUGAACCUGAGGAGCCCAAGGGUAACAGAUCUGUUGCUUCAAGACGAACCCGGUCAAGCACCAAAAUCUACAGGCAAUCUGUGAUGGUCGCCAACAUACCGGAGAGCGCUCCCGCUGCACAACCACGUCCGCAGAACGACCAAUCCACCGCCAAGAAAGUGGUCGACUUCUUCAAAAGGAGAAGCAUGAGGAUCUAA
Torulaspora globosa is the source of this 2394-nucleotide messenger RNA. RefSeq lists its product as uncharacterized. The record is from RefSeq and is a predicted model, not a curated record. Gene Ontology annotation, molecular function: protein serine/threonine kinase activity; ATP binding; tau-protein kinase activity. Lineage: Eukaryota; Fungi; Ascomycota; Saccharomycetes; Saccharomycetales; Saccharomycetaceae. Gene Ontology annotation, biological process: protein phosphorylation; intracellular signal transduction; microtubule cytoskeleton organization. The transcript has a single exon. Gene Ontology annotation, cellular component: cytoplasm. Bases 1 to 2394 code for a protein of 797 amino acids.